AUGGACGUGCCCAUCACAAAGAGGAUUGUAGUCUUGGGAAAAACUGGAGCUGGUAAAAGCAGCCUGGCUAACACCAUAUUUGGAGAGAAACUGUUCCUGAUCGGUCACACUGCCAACUCUGAAACAAAUAAAUGUCAAGCAAAAAACAAAUCUGUCAACGGAAGAAGAAUCACUUUGAUCGACACUCCUGGUUUCUUUGACACAGACAGACCUGAGGAGGAGCUGAAGCCUGAGAUAGUGAGGUGUAUCACAGAGUGCUCUCCUGGGCCUCAUGCUGUUCUCAUUGUGCUUAAAGUGGAGAGAUACACAGAUCAUGAACAGGCUGUCAUCACAGAAAUAACAAAGUACUUCUCUGACAAAGUCUUCAAAUACGCAACAGUUCUCUUCACUCAUGGUGACCAGCUCCCUGAAGGACAGACAAUUGAGCAGUUUUUCCGCGACAAUAAAUCAUUGAAUGAUCUUGUUGAGAAGUGUGAAGGACGCUGUCACGUCAUUGAUAAUAAAUACUGGAAGAACGACCAGCAGGAUGAAUACAGAAGCAACAAGUUCCAGGUGGAGGAGCUCCUCAAGACAAUAGAUGAGAUAACUGAGGCAAACAGAGGAGGCUACUACACCAAUGAGAUGCUACAAGCAGCGGAGAAACUGAUCCAACAAGAGGUGGAGCACAUUAGAAAGUUAUCACCAAACAUGUCAGUGGAAGAGAUCAGAGAGCAGGCUAAAGUCAGCACAGCCAAGAAGCUUUUGAUCAAACUGGUUGGUUUUACAACAGGUGCUGUGUUAGGAGCUUUCUUUGGUGCGGUAAGACGUGAAAUGGAAGCAGCAGCAGUAGUAGAAGCUUUAAAGGGAGUGGUAGAAGGAGGUCUUAAAGGAUAUGAAGCAGCUGAGGGAGCAGACGAACCACUGGAAGCAGCAGAGAGAGCAGCAAAGGCUGUCAUAGGACUCUCCAUCUAG
Centropristis striata (black sea bass) is the source of this 951-nucleotide messenger RNA. RefSeq names its product GTPase IMAP family member 7-like. Gene Ontology annotation, molecular function: GTP binding. The coding region runs from base 1 to 951 and encodes 316 amino acids. The record is from RefSeq and is a predicted model, not a curated record. Lineage: Eukaryota; Metazoa; Chordata; Actinopteri; Perciformes; Serranidae. The transcript has 2 exons.